Galeopterus variegatus (Sunda flying lemur) is the source of this 3415-nucleotide messenger RNA. RefSeq names its product kinesin family member 5A (gene KIF5A). The coding region runs from base 102 to 3200 and encodes 1032 amino acids. The record is from RefSeq and is a predicted model, not a curated record. Gene Ontology annotation, biological process: microtubule-based movement. The transcript has 29 exons. Gene Ontology annotation, molecular function: microtubule motor activity; ATP binding; microtubule binding. Lineage: Eukaryota; Metazoa; Chordata; Mammalia; Dermoptera; Cynocephalidae.
ACCUGUCUGCCGCCUCAGUCUCAGCUGAGCGCCCCCUCCUUCGGAGCACACACCACCCCUGCCGCCCAAGAAGUGCCCCAGCCCCGCGCCGGCGACCCACCAUGGCGGAGACCAACAACGAAUGUAGCAUCAAGGUGCUCUGCCGAUUUCGGCCCCUGAACCAGGCCGAGAUUCUGCGGGGAGACAAGUUCAUCCCCAUUUUCCAAGGGGACGACAGCGUCGUUAUUGGGGGGAAGCCAUAUGUCUUUGACCGUGUAUUCCCCCCAAACACGACUCAGGAGCAAGUUUAUCACGCAUGUGCCAUGCAGAUUGUCAAAGAUGUCCUUGCUGGCUACAAUGGCACCAUUUUUGCUUAUGGACAGACAUCCUCAGGGAAAACACAUACCAUGGAGGGAAAGCUGCAUGACCCCCAGCUGAUGGGAAUCAUUCCUCGAAUUGCUCGAGACAUCUUCAACCACAUCUACUCCAUGGAUGAGAACCUUGAGUUCCACAUCAAGGUUUCUUACUUUGAGAUUUACCUGGACAAAAUUCGUGACCUUCUGGAUGUGACCAAGACCAAUCUGUCUGUGCACGAGGACAAGAACCGGGUGCCAUUUGUCAAGGGUUGUACUGAACGCUUUGUGUCCAGCCCAGAGGAAAUUUUGGAUGUAAUUGAUGAAGGGAAAUCAAAUCGUCAUGUGGCUGUCACCAACAUGAAUGAACACAGCUCUCGAAGCCACAGCAUCUUCCUCAUCAACAUCAAGCAGGAGAACAUGGAGACUGAACAGAAGCUCAGUGGGAAGCUGUAUCUAGUGGACCUGGCAGGGAGCGAGAAGGUCAGCAAGACUGGAGCAGAGGGAGCCGUGCUGGACGAGGCGAAAAACAUCAACAAGUCACUGUCGGCCCUGGGGAACGUGAUCUCUGCACUGGCUGAGGGCACUAAAAGCUAUGUUCCAUAUCGUGACAGCAAAAUGACACGGAUUCUCCAGGACUCUCUAGGAGGAAACUGCCGGACGACUAUGUUCAUCUGCUGCUCACCAUCUAGUUACAAUGAUGCAGAGACCAAGUCCACCCUGAUGUUUGGGCAGCGGGCAAAGACCAUUAAGAACACUGCCUCAGUGAAUCUGGAGUUGACUGCUGAGCAGUGGAAGAAGAAAUAUGAGAAGGAGAAGGAGAAGACAAAGGUCCAGAAGGAGACGAUUGCAAAGCUGGAGGCUGAGCUGAGCCGGUGGCGCAAUGGAGAGAAUGUGCCAGAGACAGAGCGCCUGGCUGGGGAGGAUGCAGCCUUGGGAGCUGAGGUCUGCGAGGAGACCCCUGUGAAUGACAACUCAUCCAUCGUGGUACGCAUUGCACCCGAGGAGCGGCAAAAGUAUGAGGAGGAGAUCCGCCGCCUCUAUAAGCAGCUUGAUGAUAAGGAUGAUGAGAUCAACCAGCAGAGCCAACUCAUAGAGAAGCUCAAGCAGCAGAUGCUGGACCAGGAAGAGCUGCUGGUGUCCACUCGAGGAGACAACGAGAAGGUCCAGAGAGAGCUGAGCCACCUGCAGUCAGAGAAUGAUGCUGCUAAGGAUGAGGUGAAGGAAGUGCUGCAGGCACUGGAGGAGCUGGCGGUGAACUAUGACCAGAAGUCCCAGGAGGUGGAGGAAAAGAGCCAGCAGAACCAGCUUCUGGUGGAUGAGCUGUCUCAGAAGGUGGCCACCAUGCUGUCCCUGGAGUCUGAGCUGCAGCGGCUACAGGAGGUCAGUGGGCACCAGCGAAAACGAAUUGCUGAGGUGUUGAACGGGCUGAUGAAGGACCUGAGUGAAUUCAGUGUCAUCGUGGGCAACGGGGAGAUUAAGCUGCCAGUGGAGAUCAGUGGGGCCAUCGAGGAAGAGUUCACCGUGGCCCGACUCUACAUCAGCAAGAUCAAAUCGGAAGUCAAGUCUGUGGUCAAGCGUUGUCGGCAGCUGGAGAACCUCCAGGUGGAAUGUCACCGCAAGAUGGAAGUGACUGGGCGGGAACUCUCAUCCUGCCAGCUCCUUAUCUCCCAACACGAGGCCAAGAUCCGCUCACUUACAGAAUACAUGCAGAGUGUGGAGCUAAAGAAGCGGCACCUGGAAGAGUCCUAUGACUCCCUGAGUGAUGAGCUGGCCAAGCUCCAGGCCCAGGAAACGGUGCAUGAAGUGGCCCUGAAGGACAAGGAGCCAGACACACAGGAUGCAGAUGAAGUGAAGAAGGCCCUGGAGCUGCAGAUGGAGAGUCACAGAGAGGCCCAUCACCGGCAGCUGGCCCGGCUCCGUGACGAGAUCAACGAGAAGCAGAAGACCAUCGACGAGCUCAAAGACCUCAACCAGAAGCUCCAGUUAGAGCUAGAGAAGCUUCAGGCUGACUAUGAGAAGCUGAAGAAUGAGGAACAUGAGAAGAGCACAAAACUACAGGAGCUGACAUUUCUGUACGAGCGACAUGAGCAGUCCAAGCAGGACCUCAAGGGUCUGGAGGAGACAGUUGCCCGGGAACUCCAGACCCUCCACAACCUUCGCAAGCUGUUCGUUCAAGACGUCACGACUCGAGUCAAGAAAAGUGCAGAAAUGGAGCCCGAGGACAGUGGGGGGAUUCACUCCCAAAAACAGAAGAUUUCCUUUCUUGAGAACAACCUGGAACAGCUUACAAAGGUUCACAAACAGUUGGUACGUGACAAUGCAGAUCUGCGUUGUGAGCUUCCUAAAUUGGAAAAACGACUUAGGGCUACGGCUGAGAGAGUUAAGGCCCUGGAGGGUGCACUGAAGGAGGCCAAGGAGGGCGCCAUGAAGGACAAGCGCCGGUACCAGCAGGAGGUGGACCGCAUCAAGGAGGCCGUUCGGUACAAGAGCUCGGGCAAGCGGGGCCAUUCUGCCCAGAUUGCCAAACCUGUCCGGCCUGGCCACUACCCAGCCUCUUCACCCACCAACCCCUAUGGCACCCGGAGCCCUGAGUGCAUCAGUUAUACCAACAGCCUCUUCCAGAACUACCAGAAUUUGUACCUGCAGGCCACACCCAGCUCCACCUCAGAUAUGUACUUUGGAAACUCCUGUACCACCAGUGGAGCCACAUCUUCUGGUGGCCCCUUGGCUUCCUACCAGAAGGUCAGCAUGGACAAUGGAAAUGCCACAGAUAUCAAUGACAAUAGGAGCGACCUGCCAUGUGGCUAUGAGGCUGAGGACCAGGCCAAGCUUUUCCCUCUUCACCAAGAGACAGCAGCCAGCUAAUCUCCCACACCGACUGCUCCAUACCUGCACUUUCAGUUUCUAAGAGGGACUGAGGCCUCUUCUCUCAGCAUGCUGCAAACCUGUGGUCUCUGAUACUAACUCCCUCCCCAACCCCUGUUGUUCGACUGUACUAUGUUUGAUGUCUACUCUUACUUACUCUGUAUCUCUUUGUACUCUGUAUCUAUAUAUCAAAAGCUGCUGCUAUGUCUCUCCUC